Molecule: messenger RNA, 1991 nt
Organism: Medicago truncatula (barrel medic)
Lineage: Eukaryota; Viridiplantae; Streptophyta; Magnoliopsida; Fabales; Fabaceae
Product: pectinesterase
Exons: 2
Coding region: 27-1736 (569 amino acids)
Biological process (GO): cell wall modification
Molecular function (GO): pectinesterase activity; enzyme inhibitor activity
Source: RefSeq, a predicted model, not a curated record
GCUCUCUUUCUAUAUUGCAAUAUUGCAUGUCCUUUAUAACAAUGGGUUGGAAAGCCUUCUCUAUUGCUACUACAUUCUCAAUUUUCUUUCUCCUUCCAUUCUUUGCAUUUCUAGCUACCGCAAAUGACACCCUUGUACCUCCAGAAACCAUUUGUAAAUCAUCCCAAUAUCCAUCUUAUUGCACAAAUCUACUUCCAAAACAAAAUGCCAAAGUCCAUGACUUUGCUAGAUUCUCAAUUCAAAAAUCCAUGUUUCAGUCCCAAAAAUUUUUGAACUCAUUGAACUUCUAUCUUGAGUCUACUUUUACCAAAGAGACAAUAAAUGCUCUCAAAGAUUGUUUAUUUCUCUCCCAACUCACCUCACAAUACUUAUCAAAAUCCAAUUAUGUUGCACUCAAAAAUACUAAUGAAACUCUCUACACCUCCCAAGUUGAUGAUACUCAAACCCUUCUAAGUGCGGUUAUAACCAACCAUCAAACAUGUUUAGAUGGACUAAUUACCGUGGCUAAUUCUAAUUUGACUAUAGAAAAUGAUCUUAUUAGCCAACUCUCUAAUGAUAGCAAACUCUACAGUGUUUCACUUGAUCUAUUCACAAAGGGUUGGGUGCAUGAAAAAAAGAACAAGACAUUAUGGAAUUCUACCGGGUUGCAUCCUCGUUUCAAAAACGGUAGAUUGCCUAUGAAGAUGUCAAAUCGAACCAGAGUCAUUUACCAUUCUUCAAGAGGCGGAGGAGAAACCCAUGAUGAUGAUGAUCAAAGUGGUGUUUUGGUUAGGGACAUUGUUGUUGUUAGUCAAGAUGGGAGUGGAAACUUUACAACUAUCAAUGAUGCUGUUGCUGCUGCUCCAAAUAACACUAUCAAUGCAACAAAUGGAUAUUUCAUGAUAUUUAUCAAAGAGGGCGUUUAUGAAGAAUAUGUCUCUAUCCCUCAAAACAAGGCGUAUCUGAUGAUGAUCGGAGAUGGAAUCAACCGAACAAUUAUCACCGGCAAUCACAGUGUUGGUGAUGGAUGGACAACUUUUAAUUCCCCAACAUUUGCUGUCGUAGCACCAGGAUUUGUAGCAGUUAACAUAACAUUUCGGAACACAGCCGGGCCAAGCAAAUUCCAAGCAGUUGCAAUGAGAAGUGGGGCAGAUAUGUCCAGUUUCUAUCGUUGCAGCUUUGAAGGGUACCAAGACACUCUCUAUGCACAUUCACUAAGGCAAUUUUAUAAAGAAUGCGACAUUUAUGGAACAAUAGAUUUUAUAUUUGGAAACGCCGCAGUUGUUUUGCAAAACUGCAAUAUAUAUCCUCGUCUUCCCUUACAUGGACAAUUCAAUCCCAUCACCGCUCAAGGACGCACUGAUCCAAACCAAAACACAGGCAUUUCCAUUCACAAUUGCACUGUUAAACCAGCUGAAGAUUUAGCUCCAAGUGUUAGUACUGUGAAAACUUACCUUGGGAGGCCAUGGAAAGAGUAUUCAAGAACUGUUGUUAUGCAGUCUUUUUUGGAAAAUUUGAUUGACCAAGCUGGUUGGUCCAUUUGGAGUGGUGAUUUUGCACUCUCUACGUUGUAUUAUGCAGAGUUUGAUAAUAGAGGACCUGGUGCAGACACUUCUAAUAGAGUUACAUGGCCAGGGUACCAUGUGAUUAAUGCUACAGAUGCUUCAAAUUUUACGGUUGACAAUUUUCUGCAGGGGAAUGUUUGGUUGCCUCAAAUGGGAGUUCCUUAUAUUCGUGAACUUACAACUUUUAAUUAGAGAACACAAGAGGAACGAUGAAUAAAGGACUACAUAUUGAGGAUUAAUUGAUGCUGAUUGAAGACCAAAAUUAUUUGAUAUAUUUAUUCUUUGCUGUUGUUUUUAAUAUACUUCAAAAGUUUUUCAAAAGGAAGAGCUGCAGGUUUUAUUUGGUGGGUGUUCUGCUUCCUUUGCUACGCAUUGUAUUUUUUUCUUUUGUAUGAUUAAUGUGGUGAAUAUAGUGAAAAUUUUCACUUGAAUUUUCUUUGUUGGAAA